GCCCCAAUCCACAAUUAAAGAUGAACUUUGAGUGAACUAAUUUAUCUGACCAAGAAUAAGCAUAUAAAGGAGAAGCAUAUAAAGCCCGCGACGGCGCUCAAACCACGCUGCUUCGCAGACGCAGGUAGAGACACCGCACCGAUGGGUUUCUCCGCCCUGCUAGCGAGCGCGUUGUGCACCUUCGUGCUGCCGCUGCUGCUCUUUCUGGCUGCGGUCAAGCUCUGGAACCUGUACUGUUUGAACACCCGGGACCGCAGCUGCAGCCUCCCGUUGCCUCCAGGGACUAUGGGGCUGCCCUUCUUCGGAGAGACGCUGCAGAUGGUAUUGCAGCGGAGAAAGUUUUUGGAGAUGAAGCGCAGAAAGUACGGCUACAUAUAUAAGACUCAUCUCUUCGGGCGGCCCACGGUGCGAGUCAUGGGAGCGGACAACGUAAGGCAGAUACUUCUGGGGGAGCACCGUCUUGUGUCUGUGCACUGGCCCGCCUCUGUCCGGACCAUCCUGGGCUCUGGCUGCCUCUCCAGCCUCCACGAUUCUUUGCACAAGAAGCGCAAAAAGUUGAUCAUGCAGGCAUUCAAUCGGGAAGCGUUGCAGUGCUACGUGCCGAUAAUAGCUGAAGAAAUAAGAAAUACUUUGAGAAGGUGGCUCCAAUGCGGCAACCGCGGCCUCCUGGUCUACCCCGAGGUGAAGCGCCUCAUGUUCCGAAUCGCCAUGCGCAUCUUGCUGGGCUGCGAGUCGGACAGCGCGACCAGCGGGGACAGCGAGAGAGAAUUAGUGGAAGCUUUUGAGGAGAUGAUCCGUAACCUGUUUUCCCUGCCCAUCGAUAUGCCCUUCAGCGGACUUUACCGGGGCGUGAAGGCGAGGAACCUCAUCCACGCGCGCAUCGAAGAGAACAUUCGUGCCAAGCUGGGAAGACAACGGGAGCCCGAGGCCGGGGCUUGCCGUGUCAAAGACGCUUUGCAGCUGCUUAUAGAGCACACGCAGGAGAAUGGCGAGAGGCUAGAUAUGCAGGAACUAAAGCAGUCUUCAACUGAACUUCUCUUUGGAGGGCAUGAGACUACAUCGAGUGCUGCCACAUCUCUGAUCACUUAUCUAGGACUCCAUCACCAUGUCCUUCAGAAAGUGAGAGAAGAACUGAAGAGUAAGGGUUUACUUUGCAAAAGCAGCCCAGAUGAAAAACUGGACAUAGACAUUUUGGAGCAACUGAAGUAUAUAGGAUGUGUUAUUAAGGAAACCCUCAGGCUGAAUCCUCCUGUUCCAGGGGGCUUUCGUAUUGCCCUCAAGACUUUUGAGUUAAAUGGAUACCAGAUUCCCAAAGGUUGGAAUGUUAUCUACAGUAUCUGUGAUACCCAUGAUGUUGCAGACAUUUUCACCAACAAGGAAGAGUUUAACCCUGACCGAUUUCUGUUGCCUUAUCCAGAAGAUUCUUCCAGAUUCAGUUUCAUUCCAUUUGGAGGGGGGCUCCGCACCUGUGUAGGCAAAGAGUUCGCCAAAGUUCUUCUCAAGAUAUUUACAGUGGAGCUGGUCAGGCACUGUGAUUGGCAACUUUUAAAUGGACCUCCUACCAUGAAAACUGGUCCCACUGUGUACCCAGUGGACAAUCUCCCUACAAAAUUUAUGCAUUUCAAAGGUGAAAUUUAGUUAGUGCAAACUCUAGAGAACUUAGGAAUUAAUUGAAGUAGACAUAAAGCUUUUUAUAGUGUCCUCUGUUGAUUUUAAUAUUGUAUUUAAUUUGUAAAUAUAUGUUAUAUAGUUAUUUAUAAUGCCUUUGAUCCUAAAUACCAUCCUAAAUACCAAAAAACCUAAAUGUAAUUUUAAAUACCAUGGCUGCAUUUUAAGAGUACUAAAAUAAUGGAUUUGUAUGAUUCCUGACUAAGGUAACUUUCUGAAAGUGGCAGGUUUUUUAAUUAUUUAAAAAUCUUAUUGGAUAGCUUAUCAAGUGAAUAUUUGUGAGCUUAUGUUUUGUGUUCUUGUGUCAUUAAACCAUAUUUCAAAGUG
Molecule: messenger RNA, 1995 nt
Organism: Phascolarctos cinereus (koala)
Lineage: Eukaryota; Metazoa; Chordata; Mammalia; Diprotodontia; Phascolarctidae
Gene: CYP26A1
Product: cytochrome P450 family 26 subfamily A member 1
Biological process (GO): sterol metabolic process
Molecular function (GO): monooxygenase activity; iron ion binding; oxidoreductase activity, acting on paired donors, with incorporation or reduction of molecular oxygen
Source: RefSeq, a predicted model, not a curated record